UUAUCAUCAUUAUGUCUCAAUCGGUGUUCAUGAUGCACUUCAAUCAUGUUCAAUGUUCUCAGUACGUGCGUGUGUGUUCUGUGCAAAGUACGAAGCAGAAAUCAAUCGACAUUGAUAUCGUGACAAAUGUUUCAGGAAAAAAUUUAUUAAUUUAAAUUGAAUUAAUUCUUGGAAACACAGCUAAAUUUUGGUGAUUUAUUUUUAUUCAAAGUGAUUUUUCCUUGAAUUUUUGUCGCAUUUUUGAUAAAAACAUUGAACAAAAUGCCAUUGAUUCAGCGUAAUCUAUUUCCAAGUCGGCCAUCACCGAAAAAAUGUGAUGGUCCUAGUGUGCUACGUAAUUCGACCAAUAGUAAUUCCUUGGCAAAUAACAAUAAUGAUUCAAUCAACAACAGCAGAAUUAUUAUCAAUCCAAAUCUAUCACUAUAUAAUAGUAAUGAUAAUGACCAAUCAAUCAUCAACAAUAUCAAAGCAAGAAAUAAAAAAGAUGGCAAACAAUUUUUACGUAAAAGUCAGUCAACAAGUAUGAUUUCAUUGUUGGCCAUCACCAGCAACAACAACAACAGCAAUCAAAAUCAUUUAGUUCCUUUUAAUAAGAAAAAUUCGUUGAAAACACCCAUCUAUGAUGAUAAUUUCAAUAUUAUCAAUUCGGAUACCAGUUCGGAUCCAAAUUCACUUUGUUCAUCGUCGUCAAGUUCAAUGGAAAACAAUAAUCAAAAUAUGAUGAUUAGUCGAAGAAGAAUUCUAUCCCGAUCACGUGAUGCAUUGAACAGUAGCUCAAGUUGUACAACAACAUCGGACGAUUAUCAAAGUUUCAAUCAUCAACAACAAGAUGAAGAUGUUUGGUUCAAUAGGACUAAACUUAUAUCGGAUCAUGUCGAUGAAAUAAUAUCGAAAUGGAAUCAAAUUGAUGAUGAAAUAUGGGCCAAAAUAAUCUGCAUGGAACGUAAUCGUCGUGUUGCCAAAGCAUACGCUCGAACACCAAUUCUUACGAUAAAUGGUUUUGAUCUUGGAUUCGAUGGUCAUCGCAUCGGUUUGAAUGGUUUCAAGAAUCCAAUGCGCGAUAAAAAAUGCCAAGAAAUCAAAAAUCUGAUCGAAGAUGGCAUCAAAAUACGUAUGGAUGACAAUGGCAAUCUUCUGAUGAAACGUUUGACCGAUGUGGAUGUUUUUAUUUAUCGAUAUGACCGAAUGAAUGAUGAUAUGAUUAUUGAUAAAAUCGAACAACGAAGAAAAUCAAUCAUAUUAUUCGAUAUGAAACAAUAUCAUAGCGAUCUAUUGCAACAAUUACAUUCCCCUCGAUCAUCGUCGUCGAUACCGAAUCGCCGAAAAAUUGAACAAAAAUGCUUUUGUUUUAUAUCGUUUGGUAUGGCUAUCAAUAAUCCGACCGAUCAAUUGCUGAAUACACCUGUUUGGUGUAUUCUGAUCAAUUUGGUUGCAUUGGAAAUGUUGAUCAAAUUAUUACCACCAGCACCCGCAAACAAUCCAAUUUCAGAAGAUAAUUUCUAUUCAUUACCGAUAACAAUUUCAUCAUCGUUCCAUAAUAAAUUCACAAACAAUGCAAACGGUUACCCGAAUCAGCACCAACAGCCACUAUCAUUAUCCUUAUUACCGCCAAAAUUACCGCCGCGUGAUUUGAUGAAUAAAAAUCCUCCAUUAACAUUGCCAGAACCAGAUUAUGAAGAUGAUAUUAAGCAUAAUAAUAACGUGAUAAUCACUAAACAACAACAAAAGCCAUCUUUUCCAUCUAAUCAAGAUGAUGAUCCCUAUUUUUAUGGACUGAGUGCACAUGUGCCAAAAUUUCCUAAUAAUAAUCAACAACAACGAUCAAUACCACCACCAAUUCUGCGUAAAGCAAAAAACAGAUUUGCCAAUAAUUAUCAUCAACCACAACCAGCAUCAUCACAAUUUGAUCCCAUCACAAUGAUACAGCCAAUCAAUGGACGACAUAAUCAAAACAACAACAACGAUGAUAAUAAUGAAAUCUAUGGUAUCAAUCCAUCGUUGUUACGGAAAAAUACUAAAUUUCAACCCAGAAUAACCACCAAUAAUUCUAAUUCAUCAUCAUUGAGGAAUAUUUUCUCUAGGAAAAAUAAAUCAACAAACAUCAAUAAAGACCAGAAUAAUAAUCCACGCAAACAUUAGCCAA
Dermatophagoides pteronyssinus (European house dust mite) is the source of this 2143-nucleotide messenger RNA. RefSeq lists its product as uncharacterized. Gene Ontology annotation, biological process: regulation of DNA-templated transcription. Gene Ontology annotation, molecular function: protein binding. NCBI's taxonomy places the organism in Eukaryota, Metazoa, Arthropoda, Arachnida, Sarcoptiformes, Pyroglyphidae. The record is from RefSeq and is a predicted model, not a curated record.